UCACAAAAGCAAAAUCGCCAGAAUCCGAAAAUUUGAGAUGAUGUACGACGGCAGUAUUUGCGGAAAUUGUUUAACUUGUGUAUUUAUUUAGUAUAGUUUAGUAUUUUGUGUUAGACUUCAAGUAAACAUGAAUUCAAUUAAAUUCAACUAUUUGCGUAGGCGUAGCUGCGAAAUGUUAUACACAAAAAUAAUUUAAGCGUUCAUAAUUAACUCGAGAGUGGGUUUUAUCUGAUAAGAAUGGUCUUGAAUUAAAGUAUGCCGCUUACAAUUGUAAACAAAAGUAAAAUGAUUGCUGAAAUCAUGAAAUUUUCGUUUCACCAUAGAGCGUUUUACUGCUAUGUUGGGAUGAGUAUAUGGAUCUGUUUCUUAAUAACGGUAAUGUACAAAUACAUAUCAAUUGGAGAAGAUGCAACUGUGAUCAAGAAGAUUGUGCAGAAUGAAUACAUAUCCAAAAGUGAUAUCAAGUAUAGGAAGAUAUAUCUACGCUCAUGUAAUCCACCCGACAGUAUUGUGAGGGGUGCUGAAGCUGUGGUGGACAGUGAUACUUGGCUUCUGCAAGGAGUGUUAGUUGUUACAAGACAUGGUGACCGAGGACCCCUUACACAUCUGCAUGGGGGAGACAAACUGCCCUGUGACACUCCACCACCGUCAACUUUGUUAAAGAGGUACGAAGAAUGGGUGUCGAACACGAGCUCGACGGGGCGCGCUUGGUGGGUGGCGGGGCCGGGCCCGUUCCACAGCUUCCCCGCGCUGCCGCCGCGCGCCGCCGCCGGCGCCGCCACGCGCUGCGCGCUCGGCCAGCUCACGCCGCAAGGCCUGCUGCAGAUGCUCACCGUGGGCAAUAUUCUGAAAGAGGCGUAUGGAGAAAAACUUGGGCUAGAUAAUUCAGAUCCGACGGGAAAACGAGAUACAGGAGAAGUAAUAAUGUACAGCACGCGAUACCGCCGAACGUUCCAGUCCCUAGCGGGGCUCGCCUGGGGCUUAGCGGGUGCCAAUGCGGGCGCUCGGCUCGCUAGAGCGAGAGAGAGCCAUAGCGUCGCCUUCUGCUUCCGCGAGUGUGCGUGUGCUGCACACCACGCCUUGAACAAAAAAAUCAGCAUCCAAGCAAAACACCGCCUGGACAACCACCCAGCACUAAAAGAGCUGGUCACCAAGCUCUCCACCGUGCUCUUCGAGUCGCAGGAGCACCCGGAGCCCGACAUGGUACGCGACGGAGUCCUGGCUCACAUGUGCCACGACUCGCCGCUGCCGUGUGUGAGGAGACCUGAGAAACAGAAGAUCAGCUUGAAGAGGAAUAGGAGGCUUCGAGAGGAUACCGUGCCGGGGAAAAAGUUGCUACAAUAUAAGGUAAAUGUGGAUAAUAGAAAAUCUGAAAGAGAUAUAUUAACCAAAGAAGUACCGGGAAACGGUGAUGAAGAUAUUUCUAUUAAAAAACCUGAGAAAGAGAAGCUAAGCUUGAAGAGACAUAGAAAGUUUCACGAGGAUACUGUUCUUGAGAAAAAAUUACUAGAAUAUAAAGAGGUUACCAACAUAGAUAACAGAAAUCCUAAAGAACAAAUACCAAACGCACAAAUACAGCGCGAGUCUCCUAAUAAGGAUAGUAAUAGUUCAGAAAAUCUUAAACUAACUGUAAAAGGACAUGAAAGUUUCCACAAUAACUUACCUGAAAGGAAUAAUAUGAGAAAAGCAGAAUACGAAAAUGAAUUGGAAAAUCGCAAAGACACUGUGCCUAAAAGGAAUUUAUUAGACAUAGAUAUAGACACUCUUAACAUGGAAUUGGAUUACAUUAACAACCAGUUAGACUUCAACAACGAGAUAGGGAGGAAAGCUAGAGAUAUCAUCGGUAAAUAUUACGAUACUAAAGAUAAGCAGAAAGCUCCUUUAGAUUUCGAUGCUCAAAUGGAAAGAGAGAAGCUAUUAUACUAUCAGCAGAGAUAUAUGGAUAAUGCGGAUGCAUAUGAUGAUGUUGUCAUAGUUAAAAAGAAUUUAGACGCAGACUUUAAUUUUCCAAAUGACGCUCGCAUGGAUACAGAUUUUGAUGAGGAAUAUAAGGAACCUACACCAGAAAUAACAGAGGAAUUUUGUAUAAGAAAGGAUCAUAUAACGUCUUUAUUCGCGUAUUUAGAAUGGAGUUACAGACAAGAAAUCAAAAAUAUACAUAAUAGAAAACGAGGCUUGCUUUUAGCGUACGGAUUAAUGCACAACAUAGUGCAAAAUAUGAUUAGAAUGAUCUCAGAGAAUAAACCUAAAAUAGUCAUAUAUUCUGGACAUGACAAAACACUGCAACCGUUGAUUUUAGCACUUGGUUUAACUAAUUAUCAACACUAUAACGUACACUAUGCUUCUAGAAUGAUCUUCGAAGUUUAUAGAAAAAAAGAUUUACGCGACGAAUUCAAAUUUACUAAAAGGAAAGCGGUAGCACAAGAUUUUUACUUCAGGGUUGUUUACAAUGGGGAAGAUGUUACAAAUAAAUUGAGUUUUUGUAAAACUAAGCAGAGUAUAGUGAUGAAAGUAGUGGACCCGAUAGACGAUAUGAAGACGUAUAAUACUUACUUGUGUCCUAUAGAGAACGUUGUUAGGUUUAUACAUGACGAUUAUUUUGCUAUUUUUAACGUGACCAACUUUAAGGACGCUUGUGCUACCUAUGGGAAUCUCAAACAUGUUUAGGUUAACAAAUUUGUUAAACUAUUAUUAUUAGAUAUUAGCGACGUCUGAAGUGGACUUAAAGACUUUGUCUUAGUACUACGAAUAUGUAAUUGUCGCUGUCUCACUGCAUGUGCUGACAAAAUGUGGCUUUCCAUCACAGAAGGGUCUUGUUGAUUCAUGUGCAUAAGGACCUUUCCAUUAGGAAUCCACAAAUAACGUAUGUGAUUCAAAGUAACAUUCGCUCUCUUAUAAAAAAAGCCGUACUGGCCUUUUAAAUAUGGUUAAUUUUUCUU
Molecule: messenger RNA, 2939 nt
Organism: Cydia fagiglandana
Lineage: Eukaryota; Metazoa; Arthropoda; Insecta; Lepidoptera; Tortricidae
Product: 2-phosphoxylose phosphatase 1
Exons: 7
Coding region: 256-2667 (803 amino acids)
Biological process (GO): dephosphorylation; chondroitin sulfate proteoglycan biosynthetic process; glycosaminoglycan biosynthetic process
Cellular component (GO): Golgi apparatus
Molecular function (GO): phosphatase activity
Source: RefSeq, a predicted model, not a curated record